Messenger RNA from Zychaea mexicana, 1395 nucleotides. RefSeq names its product deoxycytidylate deaminase. The transcript is spliced from 5 exons. Gene Ontology annotation, molecular function: hydrolase activity; zinc ion binding. The coding region runs from base 110 to 1171 and encodes 353 amino acids. The record is from RefSeq and is a predicted model, not a curated record. NCBI's taxonomy places the organism in Eukaryota, Fungi, Mucoromycota, Mucoromycetes, Mucorales, Lichtheimiaceae.
UUAGAUUUUUGUUGUUGUUGUUCCUUCUGUUCAGGGUUGAACACACACGGACAUACACACAUACCGCUCUUCAUUCUAUACACAAAAAAAAAACUCUCUAUUUAAAACUAUGUUUAUUGGCGUUGUAGGAACACAAUGCAGUGGAAAGCAUUCGGUCGCCGAGUACCUCGUUCAAAGACAUGGCUUCCAGAUCCUAAGCUUGCGCAACAGCGUUGAAUUAGAUCGGACUGUAUGUCAAACUGCACUCGAGUUCUCCAGUGUGGAAGAAAUGCACAAUUACGUAACUGAUCGAUGGAGAGAAAACUUUGUUACCUGCGAUAUUGACGGUCAAAACCUGAGUUUAUUAAAUAAGCGCCCAUUUUUCUUGCUUGUUUCCGUCGAGGCACCAUUAUCGAUGCGGUACCAACGCUUCAUAGAAAGGUGCGCCGCCAGCGAUAGCAUUCCAAAACGUACGUUGGAGCAAUUUAUACAAGACGACGAUCAAGCCAUGUAUAACACCUCGGAACAAGCUUUGCCAUUAUCCCAGCUGCAAAAGUUACCGCUACAUCGUAUUAUAUCGUCGUCCGACAUUACCAUCACAAACGUAUAUGCUCAAAAGUGCGAUUUCAUGGCGUCUUUGGAUACACUCGACUUGACGGACCCAGAGCGAAUACGGCCGUCAUGGGACACCUACUUUAUGCAUCUUUCCGAUCUUGCUGCACGGCGAUCGAACUGUAUGAAACGUCGCGUUGGCUGCAUUCUUGUUAAGGACUCUCGUAUCAUUGCCACGGGAUACAACGGCACACCGCGUGGAUUGCGCAACUGCAACGAAGGAGGAUGUGGUCGCUGUAAUGCUAAUGCACCCUGUGGCACCGGUUUGGAUCGAUGUUUAUGCAUGCACGCCGAAGAGAAUGCUCUUUUGGAAGCAGGAAGAAGUCGAGUGGACUUUGGAAUUGGCGUUGUGCUCUAUUGUAAUACAUGCCCGUGCCUUGGAUGCGCGAUCAAGAUUGUACAGAUUGGUGUUAAAGAAGUCGUUUAUUCAAAAUCAUAUGGCAUGGAUGAAAUGACAGCCAAGGUAUUUGCGGAGGCCAACGUCAAGCUACGUCAACAUUCGCCGCCUAGCAUGCGGUUAGAGACACAGCCGGCAUCAUUACAGAAAGAUCGAAUCAUUGAGCAGCUAGGCUUGAAGUAACAGCAGCCUUUUUAAUAAAUUAUUCUUUUUAUCAUUUUCUUAUUUAUAAAAUAGUAGUUCAAUCGGAUUGGUUCAACCCAUUGAGAGACAAAAAAUUUGUGAUAACCUCCUUGGUGUUCCGCAGCCACGGAAAUCUUUAGUAAAAGGCGAAAGAUUUAUCCGAUCUGAUUACAGAACAGAGGCAUGAGAGAAAGAGAAACGGCCUUGGAGACGGCCUUCUUUUA